GAAGGUAGCUGACCGAACCACCCGCUCAGUCUUCACUGCCGCUCCGAAGCCUGAACCCUCUCUUCUCCGGCGGCGCGCGGCACCCUCCCGGCGGGCGAGUCGCCGGAGCCCGCUCCCCCUCCUCCUCCCCCGGCGCCGUCUGGAUGGAGCCCAGGUAGGCGCUGUUCCCUCGACCUUAUCGCCCCCCUGACUUGCCCGGCUCUCACGGCGCUCUGUCGGGCAGCUCCCCAGGCUGUUUAGACCGGCGGCCUGCGGCGGCGGCGGGGCGAGGCCGGGCGCCGGAUCCAGCAUGCAGAGGGCGGGGCUCCUCACGCCGUUCCCCCUGAGGGCGCGGGCCACGGCCAGGACCUGCAUGGUCUCCAGCUUCGCCACGGAGUUGCUCGAGAUAAGAUCCAGGGAGCCUUCGCCGUCGCUCCACGUUCUGGUCGUCCCUGGAAAUCCAGGUAUUGUUGGAUUCUACAGGGACUUUGUCGAAGCCCUGUAUGAAAACCUCGGCGGGCAGGCAUCUGUUACGGCGAUAGGGCACAUUUCACAUGGGCAGAAGGAUUACGAGCACGGACGAUUGUUUUCAUUACACGAACAGAUUGAGCACAAGAUUGAUUUUCUUGAGCAAGAGCUUCUACAUACCGAACAGUCCAUAAUUGUGGUGGGUCAUUCUAUUGGCGCGUACAUAGGUCUGGAAAUAUGCAAAAGAUUUCAGAAGAAGGUAAUUUUUUUUGUGGGGCUUUAUCCAUUUUUGACAUUGAACAAGAAUGCUAUGAAGCAAUCAGCAAUUGGAUAUGUUGCAAGGUCAUCUCUCCUUAGUAAAGGGGUUAGUUUGUUAGUGUCUUUCAUCGGCUCACUCCAGGCUUCAGUUACGAGGAGCAUUGUGAAAAGGUUCCUUGGAUCUUCUUGGUCUACAGCAGCCAUUGAUGCUGGAUGUAGCCAUCUCUUGCAGUACCAUACGAUGCGCAAUGUGCUUUUCAUGGCAAAGACAGAGUUCGAAAAGCUUCACGAAGAGCCGGACUGGAAUUUCAUCAGAGCAAAACAGGACCAAAUUGCUUUUCUGUUCGGUGUGGAUGAUCACUGGGGUCCACUAACUCACUUGGAAGAGAUCUCAAGGCAUGCUCCAGGGGUUGCCUUGUCGGUCGAGAAAGAAGGUCAUACACACGGCUACUGCUGCACGGAGGCUGGAUCCUUCUGGGUUGCUGACUACGUCGCAAACUUGAUUAAAAACCAAAUGCUCGUCGGAGAUAGCUGAUGGCAGACAAUUAUCUUCUUUUGAUGAAGUAAUAUAGAAGUGUGAUGCUGGAUUCCAAAUACUAGUGCCUAUUUUGCAUAUGCUAAUCCAGGAUGACAGAUCUCAAAAGUCACAUGCUGAAUACUGCUAUCUAACUUGGCCUUCAUGCAAUAUGUUUUCGUCCUCCUUUCGCUGAUGAACCUGACAAGCAACAACUGCGUCAUUAUUCUUACUGCAUAAAUCGUAUGUGUGUUGAUUGACUAGUUUUCGGAGAUGCUUCUAUAUUGAUUGACUCAUUUUGUAGAAAUAGUGCAGUGUACGUAAAGAACAAUUCUUGGGAUGAUAAGAAUCACAUCUUUAGAAUCA
Molecule: messenger RNA, 1585 nt
Organism: Triticum dicoccoides
Lineage: Eukaryota; Viridiplantae; Streptophyta; Magnoliopsida; Poales; Poaceae
Product: lipid droplet-associated hydrolase-like
Exons: 13
Coding region: 290-1240 (316 amino acids)
Biological process (GO): lipid storage
Cellular component (GO): lipid droplet
Molecular function (GO): lipase activity
Source: RefSeq, a predicted model, not a curated record